AUGUCAUUCGUGCCGCCAUCCGAUCCUGUAAAUAAGAAGCAGGUUAAAGUAUCACAAUUAUGUGAGCUGUGCCGUUGUCGAAAGGCUAUUAUACGUAGGCCCAAGAAUCUACAAAAGAUUUGCAAAUCAUGCUUCUUCCAUGUGUUCGAAACUGAAAUUCACAAUACUAUUGUGAAUAACAAUUUAUUCUAUAGAGGUGAGAAGGUUGCUAUAGGAGCAUCCGGUGGUAAGGAUUCAACGGUAUUGGCAUAUGUUUUAAAAUUACUAAACGAUCGUUAUGAUUAUGGUAUUGAACUUGUCUUAUUGAGUAUUGAUGAAGGUAUAGUGGGCUAUAGAGAUGAUUCCUUGGCUACCGUGAAGAGGAAUCAAGUACAAUAUGGUCUUCCGUUAGAAAUUAUAUCAUAUAGAGAGCUGUACGACUGGACUAUGGAUGAAAUCGUUGCGUGUGCGGGUGUUAGAAGCAGUUGUACCUACUGUGGUGUAUUCAGACGUCAAGCUCUGGAUCGAGGCUCAUCAAAGCUGGGGAUCAGCCAUGUGGUAACAGGUCAUAAUGCAGAUGACAUGGCGGAAACGGUUCUAAUGAACAUUCUACGAGGUGAUGUAGCUCGUUUGGAAAAAUCUACCGCUAUCAUUACGCAGAGUAGUGGAUCCCCCAUUAAGAGAUCGAAACCUUUCAAAUAUUCUUAUCAAAAGGAGAUUGUACUCUAUGCCCACUACAAAAAAUUAGACUAUUUCUCCACAGAAUGUUCGUAUGCGCCUGAAGCCUUUAGAGGUACCGCUAGGGAAUUAAUGAAAAAUCUGGAAAUGGUUAGACCAAGUUGUAUUAUCGAUAUAAUUCAUAGUGGUGAAAAUCUAGUAUUAAAACCCAAAAAACCAAAGAGGACAGGUACACCAAAACAAAUGGAAGUCAGAACAGAUGGAUCUGUAUCAUUAGGGUUUGUAGAUGGCAACAAGUGUGAAAAAUGUGGAUAUUUGUCUAGCAACAGGAUUUGUAAGGCUUGUAUGCUAUUAGAAGGGCUUGAGAACAACAGGGCUAAGGUAACCCUGGAUAAUGAUACUUCCACACAAGGUACUGCUCGACUCACAAGAACAUUGGAAUCUUUAAAAUUCUAA
Zygosaccharomyces rouxii is the source of this 1113-nucleotide messenger RNA. RefSeq names its product Ncs6p (gene NCS6). NCBI's taxonomy places the organism in Eukaryota, Fungi, Ascomycota, Saccharomycetes, Saccharomycetales, Saccharomycetaceae. The transcript has a single exon. Gene Ontology annotation, biological process: tRNA wobble position uridine thiolation. The coding region runs from base 1 to 1113 and encodes 370 amino acids. Gene Ontology annotation, molecular function: tRNA binding. Gene Ontology annotation, cellular component: cytosolic tRNA wobble base thiouridylase complex; mitochondrion. The record is from RefSeq and is a predicted model, not a curated record.